AAAUCCCAGAUGCCUAAGAGGAAGCUCUACAUCCAUCUAACACUCAAAGUCUUCACGAUCCCUCCAGCCUCCAUCCCGGGCUAGGGUGCAGUGCAGGGUGGAGGCGACAUGCUCAGGCUGCACCCUGGGCUUGCCCCGCUGUCCCUCCCAGAUCAGGCUCUGGUUGGGCUGGCUUUGUCCAGCCAGCACACUCCCUCUCCUGCAGCCUGGAAUGGCAAACCCACUGCGGCAGACGACUCUCACACUCCCCCUCCAAUCAGAGGAGAGCUGGCAGCGGGAUGUAGGGGAAGGAUGUCUUAGCAGGUCUCUAGCCAGCCAAGGCUGGGUGUGUGGGGAGAUGCUUCUCCUGCGUGCCCGUCCUUUAGCCAAUCACGGUUCGGUGGCAGGGUUUGCCUUCACAGCACUGCUGCUGAUCUGGGGUGUGGAGACUCCAUAAAUCCAUGUCACAUCUACACUGUAAUAGCUAAAGUCUGGAACUAAAGCUAUAGGCCUAACAGCACGCUGAGGUCUAUUAACCGCUAAGCUACCCGCUGGAGAACAAGUGAAGGGUCCCCAUUGUGUAUAGCAUGUAUCUGUCCCAUCGUGUCCCACCAGCACAUGAAAACGUCAUUCCCAAUAUCUGUCCCUAGAGCUGUAUUCUUAAUGCGUUAACUGCCUGAUUAAAUUUGACCAGGAGUAAGUUCUUGAAAUAGCUACCAUGAUGGCUGUUGGUGGGAUCACGAUGCCUUCCAAUUUUAGCAAGGAGUGUCUUGGUUUGAUGGAGUAAGAGAUACCAGCCCAGUUAGUGCUCUGGGGUCUAUACAACACUUGGGUGUUGGGAUGCAGAGCUGAUGUAAGUGGAGGUAACUCCAUUGAGGGAGGAGGAGGAGGAAUUGCCAAAGGAGAUGCUGAAGAACAACCACAGAACAAAGUAGUAGCAGCAGUUCAGAACUGGAGGACUAAGUGACAGAAUGGCCCAGUCCUGCAGGGCUGAGUGCUGGAGAAAGACUUUCCUGGAGGAGUUCUUGACCAGGGACUGGCUGACUGGUCGUGCUUCCAUGGGUCUGUCCCAUGUCAUGCUAGUGUAGCAGCCAUGGGCAAUGAAGGAGCCCAUCUUUUCUCCAGAUGUCAUGACAUUUGCAUGCUGACACAAUGACAUGGAAAAAACCUAGGCCCUGGGAUGAAGUUGUCCCGUUUUCUUCUCUGCCUGUUUCAGUGUUCACAUGGCCGCGGCUCUGCUGAAUCUGAAUGCCAAUGGGGAAAACAAAGCCAGUCCAGCUUUUUAUUUGAGUGACUAUUCACACACAUCAUUUGGAGGCAUUCACCCAUCUUGGAAAUACAGUCCUUAUCGUAUACCCCAGGCAGAAACUGGAGAACCAGAUUGGCUUUGGAACUAAAACUCCUUUCAGUUUCAUUUCUCACACACACAGAAGUUAUCCGGUAUCUCUAGCAGCGAAGGAACUCGAAUCCCCACCCUGCCGCUCAGCAGGUGAUGAGAUAGAAGUGGGAAGUAAACAAUCGAAACUCCAUUUGUAACUCAGCACAUUUUGGAGUGUCCUCACGAACAUCAGGAGAGAUGAAGAAGCUGAACAUGGAUUCUUGGAGAGAAAUGUUUUAUGAGAAGAUAGAGGAGGUGAAGCCACAAGACCACUGGGACCUAAAGAUGGACCAGAACCUUGAUUACAAUGACUUGGUACCUGGUUGGAAACAAUCACUGCAAGAACAUUCAUUUGCCAGCUUCCAGUGGUCAAGGUGCCAGCAUUUCUGGUCAUCAGUUCAAGUGGUUAUUCUGUUCCACAUGUACCUGGACCAGCACAGGAGAAAAGGUUGGGUGAAGAUAAGAGUCUUUAGACAGUUAGAAGAGCCAAAUUUCAAGGAGGAAAGUGUCCAGAGGGUCUUGGAGAACUUGGUCAUCAGCAUUAGGGAGAAAUGCUAUGGAGAGUAUGUGGCCCAGUUAUCUGAGGUUACAGUGAUAGGACGGCACUAUGGACCACAUCGGAGUGACCACUGUGAGGCUUGUCUGUUGGGAAUACAUCAGAGGCCCAAACACACGAUGUAUUAUGGAAGACCCAAAGACACAUUGAACUAUGGGACAUCCAAACACACAAUGCCACCGGUUCGGCUACCAUCACAUGAUUUACCCCAGGACACGAGUUCCUGUGAUUUCAAGUUUUGCUGUGUUUUCUGUAUUAUUUGCAUUUUAAUUUUUAUUUGUAUGAGCAGUUGGAACCUAAAGCUAUUCAAAUAUUGGGGGUAACCCCACCUGAUUCAUGAAUAAUUGCAAAUACAGUCAGCUAGUUUGGUUUGCUCUGACUGGUGAGCUUGUAUUACUUAUUUUACCUGAGUGUGUAGAUAAUUGCUAGGGAUUCAAUAACAUUUUCGUAAGUCCCCCAAAACUUCAUGAAUUCUGGUGGGAACGAUUCCGCGUCGGAAAAUUCCAACCAGAACUACAUCAGUCAUCCCUCGCUUUUCUCUAGUUAUUGUUCUCCUGUUUGAAAACUUCCAGGUGGCUAAUCAAGGAGCAGAAACGAUACCACAUGACUUAGGUCACCAACCACACACCAGGAGUAAUGAAUGGCUAAAACGAACAGUUUGUGAACAGCCCCAGAGACUGAAAUUAUUUGUCUGGACUAUUUGGCAAAUCCAAUAACCAACACGUUGGAUCCAUGAAUCCAGAAAGAAGCUACGUUAAUAAUGAACAUGAUUUGUGAUGACUGAUGCAGCUGGUUCUAUCUGUUACCUUCCUGCUUUUUAAGGCAUUUGACAUUGAAAACUGAACAACAGGAGAUAAACUGGAUUUAGCAACUGAACUAUUUGAGGAAAGAUGGGCUAAGGAAAUGAACUAAUUCAAAAGAGAAUCAUAGCAAUGUCAGGCUGGAGGGAAACUCAAGAGGUCAUCUAGUCCACCACCCGCCAUGCCAAGGCAGGAUAAAAUAAACCUAGACCAUCCCGGAUAGAAGUUUGUCUCCCCUGAUUUCAAACACGUUCAGUGAUGGAGAUUCCACAACCUCACUUGGUAACCUGUUCCAGUGCCUAGCUAUCCCUGAAGUUUUUUCUGAUAUCCAGCCUAAAUCACCAUUGCUGCAAACAAAGCCCAUUGCUUGUUGUCCUACCCUUGGUGGACAUGGAGAAUAGUUGAUCACUGUUCUCUUGCCUUGGACGUAGUUGAAGAGAGUUAUCACAUCCUCCCUCAGCCUCCUCUUCUCUAGACUAAACAUGCCCAAAAUCGUGGAUCCAACUGUUACAAAAAUCAUAUGUAUCCCUAAUGCAACUCAUAACACCGACUGCUUCGCUGCGAUGUAGUCAGUUACCUUUUGUGUUUGUCACCCUUUUUUCCCCUUGUGCAGGAAAUGAAUUGUUCCGUCAAUAACUGUGUGUCUCUAAAAAAAAGGAAGUAACUGAAAAAGCCAAGGUGAUGGGGAAGCUUAGUUGCUGUUUCUUUAAAUGCCCUAAUUCAGGUUGGGUAGUUACAAAGCCACAUGUGUAAUGUUGUGGUUAACAGUGAAGCAACUCUUUGGUUUGCCCUUGAAAUGGGUUGUUCCUGUUGACUAAUAUACACUGACUAGCAUGCUUACAUUUUAUGCUGGUAAUAGAUCCCUAAAUGGCCCCCUUAAGGAUUGAGCUCACAACCCUGGGUUUAGUAGGCCAAUGCUCAAACCACUUAGUUAUCCCUACCCCCUUUGCUCUAGGCCAUCUUAAUAAACUCAAGUGACAUUGA
Messenger RNA from Gopherus flavomarginatus (Mexican gopher tortoise), 3697 nucleotides. RefSeq names its product receptor-transporting protein 1-like. Gene Ontology annotation, molecular function: olfactory receptor binding. Lineage: Eukaryota; Metazoa; Chordata; Testudines; Testudinidae. Gene Ontology annotation, biological process: protein insertion into membrane; protein targeting to membrane; detection of chemical stimulus involved in sensory perception of bitter taste. The transcript is spliced from 2 exons. The record is from RefSeq and is a predicted model, not a curated record. The coding region runs from base 1556 to 2236 and encodes 226 amino acids.